Brassica napus (rape) is the source of this 372-nucleotide messenger RNA. RefSeq lists its product as uncharacterized. Bases 1 to 372 code for a protein of 123 amino acids. NCBI's taxonomy places the organism in Eukaryota, Viridiplantae, Streptophyta, Magnoliopsida, Brassicales, Brassicaceae. The record is from RefSeq and is a predicted model, not a curated record. The transcript has a single exon.
AUGGGCCUACAGAAUGGCCAACAAAACGCCGCUAGGGACCACCCCUAUCACCUGGUCUACGGUAAGGCGUGUCACCUUCCUGUCGAACUCGAAUUCAAGGCUACAUGGGCAGUCAAGUUACUGAAUUUCGACAUCAAGCCAGCAACUGAGAGGCGCAUGAUCCAAAUCCAUGAGCUGGAAGAGAUAAGGCACCUCGCCUAUGAAAGCUCCAAAAUUUAUAAGGAAAAGACCAAGGCCUACCAUGACAAGCGAAUCAUUGUCAGACGUUUCGAACCCAACAAUAAGGUCUUGUUUUUCAAUUCAAGGCUAAGGUUGUUCCCAGGCAAGCUGAAGUGUAGAUGGUUCGGACCCUUCACUGUUAAGGAAGUUUGA